Molecule: messenger RNA, 11999 nt
Organism: Paramuricea clavata
Lineage: Eukaryota; Metazoa; Cnidaria; Anthozoa; Malacalcyonacea; Plexauridae
Source: the annotation of a GenBank genome assembly
AUGAACAUUACGUGGUCGCCCCCAGACCCCUCCAAAAGGAACGGCGUGAUUACUAAGUAUCAGCUGUGUCUCAGAAACCAAACCUACGGCUUCUGUCUGCACGAAGAUACGUUUGAAUUUACACAAACGUCGUACACGUUUAGUGGGCUAAGACCGUAUCGUGUGUAUAGUGUUACAAUCCGAGCAGCCACCGUCAAAGGAUUUGGUCCCACAGGAAGUAUUACUCAAAGGACAGCGCAGUCAGGUUUGCAGAUUAUGGCACGAUUUACAUUACACAAUACAUUCUUUCGAUAAUUACGUCAUUUCACCCAGGAGCCUCGCUCUCAUGAAUCGUGAGCCAAUCACCUUGCGUAAUUUACUAAUGAGAGCGAGGCUUCCAGACCAAAAAGUAUGUGUGACGUAAUUAUCGAAAGGGUGUAUUCACAACAAACCUGCAGCAGACUUGUGGCAAUGCUGUUUCAACAACUUGUCAACAGGACGUGUUCACACUGCUUGUUCCCAGCUUGUUGACAAGUUGUUAACGCUUGUUGACAACUUGCUACAAGGUUGUUCAACAGAUUUGUUACAAGUUGUUCCAACAACUUGUUAUCGUCCUGCAUUUCAACAAUUUCUCAACAAGUUGUGAGUGACAACCUUGUAGCAACUUGAUAAAAUAACAGCAUUGCUGCAACUUGUCGAGAAGCUUGCUACAAGCCUGUUGCGAACACAUCUUUUUCACAAGUUAUGAGAUUUUUAAAUCUCGCUAAAACUUUAUUGUACCGCUGUUUAAAUCAAUUUCUCUUUAAUUUCAGAGCCAGAUGGCCCACCAAUGGAAAAAGUUGUGAAGUACCUAGACGAGUCGACGAUUAGUUUCUCAUGGACAGAGCCUCACCCAGAAUUACACAAUGGCAUUAUCAUCUACUAUCACGUGUGUAUACGAAAAUAUGGUCCCGAUUUUACGUGUACCAGAACGGCGCAAAUACCGCGACAGAAUGAGAAAAGUUACGCGUACGGUGGCCUGAGUCCGAGUAGCGAAUAUGUGGUGGUGAUUCGAGCCGCGACUAUCAUAGGACUGGGACCGGCUGCUUUUAUUCAGAAGACCGCAGGUAAAGCUGACGUAUAGACUUGUUGCAAGGUUUUUCCAACAAUUGACGAGACAAACAAACUUGUUCCAAUAAGGGAGCGAUCGAUCAGCAAAAUGUUUCCCACGAAAAACAUUUCUUUUCGGUGCCACUUCGGUGCCACUUCGUCUGCACGUAACAUUUGCAUGUACCAUCCAUCUUUCUACAAGAAAGGAAUAUUUACAUUGUCAGACACAUGCUUUUUAUUUUCUAAAUAAUUUUCUUUUUUGUUUUGUAUUUGGGACCAUUCUUUUUUCUUCAAUCUUCUGUAUGGUUCUCUGGUGUGUUUGGGUUGAAUUGGCACUGGAUCAUUGCACUGCUCUGCCACAUCACAUGCUAAAAUAACAUGAUAUAUUUACGGAAAUUGUAUAAGACAUUCUAUGUAGAAAAUGGCACUUAGCUACACACGUAAAAAAUCUCACAACUUGUCAACAAGAUGUGUUCGUGACAGGCGUGUAUAGCAAGUUUGUCAACAUGUUGUAACAAUGCUGUUAUUUUAUUAAGUUGCUACAAUGUUGUUACUCACAACUUGUUGAGAAAUUGUUGAAUUGCAGGACGAUAACAAGUUGUUGGAACAACUUGUAACAAGUCUGUUGAGCUCGACAACGUUGUAACAAGUCUGCCAACAAGUCGUAAACAAGUUGCGUUCGCACUACUUGUCUCAAAAGUUGUCAACAAGUUUGGAACAGGCUGUUGACAACUUGUAAAAACCUUGUUAUUAAUAUUAUCAGACUAAUUGUUGCAAGGUUGUUCCAACAAGUCCGAUACAGUCAUGAUAUAACAAUAUUGUUACAACCUUGUGUCGUCAACCUUGUAACAUUCUUGUUAUAUCAUGACUGUAUCAGACUUGUUAGAACAACCUUGUAACGAGUCUGAUAAUGCCAUCAAGCUUGUUACAAAUUGUGAACAGCUUGUUCCAAACUUUUUACAACAACUGGGAACAAGCAGUGCGAACACAAUUGUCGACAGCUUGUGAACAGAAUUGUAACAACUUGUUUACAGACCUGUGACAACUUGUGUGUUUUUAAUACGUAUGUAUACUUCUACUCGAUGACGCAACUUGUGUUUCGUUUUCGUAACAGGUGUGUGCGAUCUUCCCGUCCUAAACACAGCUGGUGACUAUGUAAGCAACGACAGUUUUACUGCCAGCGGAUUUCUCGGUAGAAGAUACGGCCCGCACCAGUCACCUAUAGACAGUGACUUCCCUUGGUGUGACAGCGGUUUGAAAAACAACGCGUACAUGCAGAUCGACUUUGGUGGACCACUAAGGGUUAUUGGUUUCGCAACAAGACGACACAAAGAUCACUGGGAUAGCUGGGUUUCCUCGUACAAAGUCUCGCAUAGUUUGGAUAGCAUGGAAUGGAAUUUUGUCAAUGUCGGCGGGGAACCGGUAAGGGAGCGGAAUAAUUGUUUAUGGCGGGCGGGGCCGGCACCGAAAAGAAAAGGAUUAGGUAAACAACAUUCCCAGUUGAGUAAAAGGUUGCCGGGUAUAUGAAAAACAAAACAACUCAAGGGUUGGGUAAUAGAAAUUUAUUGUCAUUUCCAAAUGACUCACUACUCUAAGGGACCAUGUUGUCUGCACAUGUAGUUUCUUUGGAAACACCAUUUGCCUCCUGACAAAGAUAGUGACUCUGAUUGAUUGAUUAAUUUACGUAUUGUAUUGGCAUAUGACUGUUGACAUUGCUUUUUAGUCUUCAAUAUUUGAACGCAAUUUGAAGUGUCUUCUGUUGAUAAUGAAAAAGAUAUAGUAGUUUUCUCAAACAGCAAAGGAAAACACAAAAAAGUUCGAUUGAGUAAUGAAUAAGUGAAUAAUGGCCGAUUAUUUCAUUAUACGAAAAUACAAUGAGCUCAAUCACCGUGACCGUGCACAAAUUAACAUAAACUCCGAUAAAAACAUAACACAAUUAAUAUAAAUACGAGAUGAACAGUUGGAAACCAGUAUACAAUAAAACCAAGAAAAUAUAAAAUGUAGUAAUUUGACAACCUUCUGCAGUGUUUCCCUUCUAAGUGCGUCCAAGUUUAGUCGUCUCGUAUUUAUACUAGACGAAUUAAACGUCUAAGACGAUUAAGUCGUCUGUUAAGUGCGUCGUUUGGACUCACUUAACAGACGACCUUAAUUUUUUAUUCGUCUAUCUAAUUUACCGUAUUUAUAUUAGACGACUUUAACGUCUCAGACGGUUAAGUCGUCUCAGACGUUAAAGCCGUCUUCUAAUAUAAAUACGGCCAAUGACUGAAGUCGCACAUUUUUUGCAGGUCCUUGAUGGAAACGCAGACACAAUCGAGGGCAGGGAAGUCACGCAUUUCAUCGAUGAAACGGUUUUAACUCGUUUUAUCCGCUUUGAAGUUCAAACUUUCGUGGGUGCUCAUUCAUGUGUGAGUGUACAAGUCUUCGGCUGUGCACCUGGUAAGGAUAUAUAAUUAGUUUAUUGAUUAGAUGAUUGAUAUAUUAAUUGAUUGGUUGAUUAAUUAGUUGAUUAAUUGAUUAGUUGAUUGAUGCAUUAAUUGUUGGUUCAUUAACUAGUUUAUAAUUAAUAUAUAUAGAUGAUUGAUGCAUUAAUUGAUUGGUUCAUUAACUGAGUUUACUUACUGAUUAGAUGAUUGACGCAUUAAUUAAUUGGUUCAUUAAUUCGUUGAUUUAUUGAUGGACGAUUGACACAUUAAUUAGUUGGUUUAUUAAUUAGUUGAUUUAUUGUUUAGACGAUUGAUACAUUAAUUAGUUUGUUAAUUAAUUACUUGAUUUAUUCAUUAGAUGAUUGAGGCAUUAAUUGAUUGGUUCAUUAAUCAGUUUAUAUUUUAAUUAUUUCAUUUAUUAAUAUUAAUAUUAUUGCAUAGGUAAAUCUAAGUUUUGAAGGAUUUGUAAGAGAUGUUUGAGGUAACUGUUAAAGUCGGAAUAAGUUCCUUCAAAGCUUGGAAUAUUAGAAUUUACCCAUGCAAAAUUUCUACUGUGAUCACAGAAACUUUGAUAGUGUAAAGCACUAGUUUUUAUCUCUACAGCUAUGAAACCAAUGACGACAUCAGUACUGAACACGACAGCACACUCAAUUCAAGUUUCCUGGACACCAUUGCCUUCACAAGUGAAUAAUGGACGAAUUUUUGGCUACCAAAUCUGCUAUAAGAUAGCCUCAGCUCGCUGGCCCUGUCAACGCUUGGGUUACGUCAACCAUAAUGCUACUUCGUAUACUGUGAAUGAAUUGAUACCAUAUACGGAGUAUGCUAUCGAGAUUUCGGCGGGAACCAUUGCUGGUUUUGGGCCGUCUGUUCUACUGACUGCUACAACAAACGAAUCAAGUACGUUACUAAAUAACUAAUAAAUAACAUAAUUACUCACUCAUUUUUUUAAUAUAUUUUAUAAGUAAUAGCAUGACAUUCAGGGCGAUUAGUGAUUAAAUGUACCCGAAAACCGAGAGAGGUUUAGUAAAAGCCGUAUGCCAAUAAAGCACGCCCAUAUAUCUACCAAAAUCCAGUAUGCUCAUGAGCACGACCAGUAUCACCGGAUUUUGGUAUAUAUAUGGGCGUGCUCAUGAGAUACCAAAAUAAGGUAUAACUAAAAGCCCCGAGGGGCGCAGCGCCGAGGGACUUUUACUAAACCUCUCAAGCCUUGAGGGAACUCUCGAGGCUUGAGGAACAUAUGUCAACACAAAUACUUCGUUUUUUCCUAAUACUUCACUGUGAAAAUUGUCACGUGUGAAAGCGUUCCAAUUCAAGAGCAUGCGCUUUAGAAACUACUGCAAAUUUUCUUGCACUUCCAGUUCCGUGUGUCCCAGGGCCUAGGGAGGACGAGCGCGGAGGAUGAAUUUGCACCCAGUUCAAAGUUGAUGAGAGUUGAUAAGAAUUUAGCGGCAUCCCCGUUCCUAGGGUCUCUCGGCCGCGCACGCGACCUCCACAGGCUCUUUAUGCACCACGUAUAUAGUACUUAUAUGUGUCGAAAUCUACACUAAUAAAUUUGUUUUUGCAUAUAUAGUUCCAAGCGGCCCUCCGCUUCUCUUGGAGGCACAAGAUAUCACAGCAACAAGCCUGAGGCUGAUGUGGUCCCCCCCGGAACAAAAUCAUGCCAAUGGCAUUAUUAGGUUAUAUGGCGUGUGCUACCAAGAGGCAAGCUUAGGAACAGAAUGUAAGGAAGUUAUAAGCGUUCCGGGGGGACAACUGGCAUAUGAGAUUACUCAAGGACUGCGACCGUAUACGGAGCACGUGUUGGUUGUCAUGGCAGCAACUAAGAUAAAGGGUUGGAGCCCUAAAGCAGUAUUAAACAUAACCACACUUCUUGCAGGUAAGAUAAUGGUAAGAUAUAUUUCAGUCUACAACAGUUACAACUGUUUCGUCCAAGAGGAAUCAUCAAGUGGCUCCAGACAAGUCUGAGCCUAGAUCGACCUAUGUAUUUUCUAUCAUUUUAGCACUUUAAUAGACCCAUUGCACAUGACGUCACAGCGCCGCUGACGAUGCAUCUGGAAGACAAAUUAGCAAUCUAUGCAUAAUAUAACUUUUGUAAACAAAGCAAAUUUUGUAAAAACUUUAUAAUAAUUCUGUAUCAAAUUGGUUAGUUUUUGCGCUGUAUGUGGUUGUUGUACCCGAACAGAUAUUGUUAGGGAGCAUCUGGAGGACACUCUAAGGAUUUGUGACGUCAGUGCAAAGGGUAUAUAAGCUCCCAAUUAUAUUUUUACAGCGCCGUAUGGUCCGCCGACGUCAGUGUACGCUACACGUAUCGGAUCACGAAUCUUACAAAUAUUCUGGAAGCCUCCCGAACCUAGAAAACGAAAUGGCGACAUCAUCGGCUACCGUUUGUGCAUAAAGGAAAAACGUUUCUCGCAGCCAUGUCGUGAUUACGUCACCUUUCCUGAAUCGCAGAUGAAUAUGCACAGUUGUGACGGACUGAAACCAUUUACCAUGUAUAAUAUUCACGUUGAGGCCAAGACCGUUAUAGGAUAUGGACCUGGUCAAUAUUUGGAUUAUCGUUCUGGGGAGGCAGGUAUGAGCAAGUUUAUUUGCCGGGGUGUUGGAGCUGGUUUGGUUUACGGAUGGCGCCCCCGACGGGACAAAUUAGAGAGUUUGACAACUGGCAACGCCAGAAAACAAAAUUACUUAAAUUUUAGAAUACGAGAAAAAAACAUACAUCACUAAACUCUAGUUUCCUCUUGAAAGUAUUUGUAUUUCUUUACAAAGUUAAACGACCCUUAAUUAGCAAUAGUCAGUGAAUUCACAUAAAACACCCCCACACGAUUUAUUUAUUUAUUUAUUUAUUUAUUUAUUUAUUUAUUUAUUUACAAGAUUCGCCGAACAUAACAGACAUAAAUUAGACUAGACAAAAUUUACAUACAACACAGGCAGGAACUGACCACAGAGGCAAUCUCUAAUGUCGGUACUGGACUAGAUUUUAAGUUCUCAAAUUCAUUAAUAAUUCAUGAGAAAUUCAGCCAAUGACAAUCACAUAUUUGAUCACAAGAUGCCAUUGGAUAACCCAGUGAAGCUUGAUGAAAGUCACUAGCGUUUUCAUCAAAUAUCUUAAUUACGCAUGCAAAAUUACUUGAAUAGAAUUCCUAAUUACGUUAUGCUUGGUUAAGAAUUCUAUUCAAAUCAGCAAACGAAAACAUCCUGUUACGUCUCGAUUAAUUUGAGAAGGCUGAGAAGCCAUAUAAACAACUCGAGCUUGUGUCUCACCGAGAUAUCUAAACACUCGAAAACAAUGUAUGAAACAAGGGUGGGAUGACUACAAAAUUUUUGUAGUUCGCUAUAACUACAGCUAUUUCAAAAAUAUGUAGUCAGCUACAACUACUGCUACUUUUGAACAAAGUUAGUUCGCUACUGACUACAGCUACUGCUUAAAAAUGUAGCGAACUAUUUCGCUAUUUCGCUACGCUAUAUUUUUUAGUUUUACUGUAUUUGGAGCAUCUAUACUAACUCAGACUGUAAUGUAACCUAUAACAAAUCGACUUACGAGUAGCAACAGUUAACACAAAGCAACAUUUUUGUAAUCACUACAGUGUUCAAGAGUGCAAAUUGACUAUUGAGUAUCGAUUUUAAGCAAACCGUGUCUCAAUAUCAUGCUAUUUAUAUGUCAAGUUGUUAACAAUUUUUAUAAGUAGCGAAUAGCGAUUUGCUGUUUGAAAAGUAGUCAACUACUUGGCUACUUUUAGGCAAAAUGUAGUUCGCUAUAACUACAGCUACUGUUUUAAAAAUGUAGUCAAAAACUGCUGGCUACUUGAAAAUUGUAGUUCGCUACAGUAGCGAACUACAACUACUUCGCUACUACCCACCCUUGGUAUGAAAACACUCGCGCUUCACGCUCGUGUUUUCAUACAUUGUUUUCUCGUGUUUGGAUAUCCCGGUGAAACACUCGCUCUCGUUCAUGUAUUACUUCUCGCAUUUUGAUCCAGUACUCGGCUUUGCCUCGGACUCGAUCAAAUUGCGCCGACUUGAAAUCUAGUCCAGUCCUCGUACUUCGAUUUGAAACAUUACAUAUUUGAGAUAUUACAUCCCGUGUCUCAUUUUUCUUUCAGCUCCAACAGCUCCACCUAAAGAUGUCAUUUUCAAAUCCGUGACAACGACUUCAAUCGAAAUCACGUGGUCGCCACCGGAUGAAGAGAAGCAAAAUGGCAUCAUAGCAAUGUAUGAAAUCGAGAUGUAUCAAGAAAUGUCCGGCUCGAUAGUGGAGAAAGUUACAAAAUCCUUGAUGCGUGUGGAAAAUACCACGGUGUGGAAAAUCGCCGGUCUGAGCCCGCGGACGGAUUACAUAUUCCAUAUUAGAGCUGGAACUACAGGAGGAUUUGGUCCAGCGGUUAUUGUACAUAAACGGAGCGGAGGUAAGUAAUUAUGACGAAAUUAGCCAACCUUUGUUGCCUUAUUUUACAAUGAAGAAAGUUUGAUCAAAUCGUAGGACUGGAUGAAGUUUGAUCAAGUCCUAGGUCCGUAGGAUUGGAUGAAGUUUGAUCAAUAAAUCCUAGUGCUGGAUAAAGUUUGAUAAAGUCCUAAGACUGAAUGAAGUUUGAUCAAGUCCUAGGACUGGAUGACGUUUUGAUCAAGUCCAAGGACUGGAUGACGUUUCGAUCAAGACCUAGGACUGGAUGAAGUUUGAUGAAGUCCUAGGACUAGAUGAAGUUUGAUCAAGUCCUAUGACUGGAUGAAGUUUGAUCAAGUCCUAGGACUGGAUGACGUUUUGAUCAAGUCCUAGGACUGGAUGAAGUUUGAUUAAGUCCUAGGACUGGAUGAUGUUUGAUCAAGUCCUAUGACUGGAUGAAGUUUGAUCAAGACCUAGGACUGGAUGAAGUUUUGAUCAAGUCCUAGGACUGGAUGAAGUUUGAUUAAGUCCUAGGACUGGAUGAAGUUUGAUGAAGUCUUAGGACUGGAUGAAGUUUUGAUCAAGUCCUAGGACUGGAUGAAGUUUGAUUAAGUCCUAGGACUGGAUGAAGUUUGAUGAAGUCCUAGGACUAGAUGAAGUUUGAUCAAGUCCUAGGACUGGAUGAAGUUUAGAUCAAGUCCUAGGACUGGAUGAAGUUUUGAUCAAGUCCUAAGACUGGAUGAAGUUUUGAUCAAGUCCUAGGAGUGGAUGACGUUUUGUCCAAGUCCUAGGACUGGAUGAAGUUUGAUCAAGUCUUCGGACUGAAUGAAGUUCGACCAAGUCCUAAGAAUGGAUAACGUUUUGAUCAAGUCCUAAGACGGGAUGAAGUUUAAUCAGGUCCUAGGACUGGAUGACGUUUUGACCAAGUCUAGAACUGGAUGAAGUUUGAUCAAGUCUUGGCUGGAUGAAGUUGUGAUCAAGUCUUAGAACUGGAUGAAGUUUUGAUUAAGUUCUAGGACUGGAUGAAGUUUGAUCAAGUCCUAUAGGACUGAGUGUAGUUUUGAUGAAAUCCCAAGAUUGUAUGAAGUUUUAAUCAAGUUCUAGGACUGAAUGAAGUUCGAUCAAGUCCUAAGAAUGGAUAUAGCGUUUUGAUCAAAUCCUAGGACGUGAUGAAGUUUCAUCAGGUCCUAAGACUAGAUGACGUUUUGAUCAAGUCUUAGAACUGGAUGAAGUUUGAUCAAGUCUCAGGGCUAGGGAAGCAAUUUCCACAGUCCAUUGUUAAAAAGAAUAUUUUUCUUUGUUUCAGGUCGUUUUGGGCAAACAGACAAAUCCACUGGCAGAGGGAAAAGUAAGAAUAAAAUAUUUUAUUAAUACAGAAAAAUCUUUGCUUUGGACAGACAAAUUGUUUAUUGGUUAAAAUGUUGAUUCAUGUAUUAUGUUGUUUCAGAUAAACUGACAGCCGAAGGAAUUGCUGGUGGCUCCAUCUUGUUGAUCGCAUUGAUUGCUGGUUUUGUAUUCAGUAUUUUAUGGAACAAAGGAAUGUUACCUCGCACAAGGUAUACAGUAAAGGCACUGGGCAUUACCAAGUUAGGUUGUUGAGCUGAACAAACUUGUUACAAGUUAUUCCAACAACUUGUUAUCGUCCUGCAAUUCAACAAGUUGUCAAUAAGUUGUAAGUGACAACCUUGUAGCAACUUGAUAAAAUAACAGCAUUGUUACAACUUGUUGACAAGCUUGCUACAAGCCUGUUGCGAACACUUAGUCUUGUUGACAAGUUGUGAGAUUUUUGCGUAUAGUAUGUAGUCUACAUGUAUAUAAAUUAUUUAUAUCUAUUUUAAAUUUCUUGUCAGUCGCGUGCGAGAAGAAUGCCAUAUAGGAUGACCGUUUUCUAAGCUAAUGGAGAUUCACUUUUGAGUAAAUUGAUUUUUGUUUUGAAUUUAGAACGAGGAAACUAAGACGUGAAUUACAAAAAGAGGAAAGACGGCUGAGAAGACGUGAGCGACGAAAAAAGAAAAAAAUGAGGUUGUUAUUAUUAUAAAAUCAAACCCAAUUCAACAUAUAUAUUCUAUUUAGAAACCGGCAGCAUCUUUUAAUAGGCCAUGGGCGAAGUUUGUAAAAAAGAAUAGUUGCCCCAACUAGUUUUGUGCAUUGUUUUGUUUUAGAUUGUAAAUCCCACAUGCAUGCACGGCCGGGGCUUGUUCACAAGUUGUCGACAAGUUGUGUUCGCACUGCUUUUCGUAGUUGUCAUAACAAGUUUGGAACAAGCUUGAUGGCAUUAUCAGAUCUCUCACAAGGUUAUUCUGACAAGUCUGCUACUCAGUCAUGAUAUAACAAGAAUGUUACAAGGUUGACGACACCAGGUUGUAAAAAUAUCGUUAUACCAUGACUGUAUCGGACUUGUUGGAACAACCUUGCCACAAGCCUGAUAAUAUCAACAAGGUUGUUACAAGUUGUUAACAGCUUGUUACAAACUUGUUGACAACUUAGGACAAGCAGUGCGAACACAACUUGUUGACAGCUUGUUGGCAGACUUGCUAUAAUUAAGAUGUGAGAUUUUUACUUGUGUAGAUUGACGAGUUCUGAAUAUGUGUUCUGACCCUUCUAUGAAUCUUACGCACCAGUCAUCUGAACAGUCACAACUCAUCUACCCGUUCAUAUGCAUCAGACGAAGAGAAUCGCACUAGAAAUUCCUUUAGGAAUUCGGGGUUCUUUCCUGGGCUUAUAUUCAAAUUGUCCUCAUGUUUUUUUGUAUAUUCAACGGUUUAUUUUCUUUGUGUUUUAGCGAGCCAGGAACAGAAAUACACAUCACGCAUUCUGUCUGUUCUGAAUUAGACGACCUUGGCGCUCCAACUGGACAAAAACGCGAAGGUAUGCGGGAAUUUGUUUUUUUUAAAUAAAAAUUACGCACUAAAGUAAAUCUCAGGAUUUGAUUCAAACGUUGUUUGCAACAUUUUACAGUUGUAGCACGUUAUUAAAAUUUUACAUUUUGCAAUCUUUGCAGUGCGAUCAAAGGAAUAGGAAACUGUGUUAAAAAAUAGAAUUUUAUGUUUCAUAUUCCCUAGUGCAACAACGUAUCGCAGCUGAAAAUCUGUCUGGUACAGACGGUGUGGGCAUUUAUUCCACCGGUGCAACGAACGCCCUUACUCCAGAUAUUUAUGGAACAUCGUCGGCACCCCCCGGACAAGAUAUAUACGACAACGCACCUCCCGGGAUAGAGAUACAUGGUACUGCGGAUCCAGGAGGGGGGAUUGGAGCAGUACAAAAAUCUAAUACCAUUUUACCACCUAUUGUACCAAAAUCAUCAGCGCUACCGUCAGUUAUCCCUCUCGAAACAGCGCUAUCCUCUGUCUUUAUCAAACUGUCUUCGACCGUAUUAAAUGAUCCCGGAUUCGACACAAACGCAAGUCCUUCAUCUCGUCCAAAAACCCGCAAAAAUCCAUCGCGUAACCCUAACAGUCCUAGGUCUUCUCCUGUACCACCUAAGUCUAAGGGGAAACGUAAGAAAAACACCAGAAGUCCCAAGCCAACCGUCGUUGUCCCUGAACCAUCCAAAUUCACUCUAGUUGUCGUGAAACAAAAGAUCGCACCUGUGGUAAAGGUGGACACAGUAGGCUCAGACUUUACCGAUCCUACUUUCCCAUCUACUUCGAUGGAAAAUGACCUUAGUCACCCCGUGUCUCAAACAUCUAUCAACAAUGAUCCCGUAACCGAUACGGUUAUCGAGUCUUUUUAUUCUGUGACAGAUAUCGCUGGCUCAGAUGUGGUACCAGUCUCCAUACUUCGUGCCACUCAGGGGGAUGUACACAAUUACCCCGUUCCGCCCACAGAUAUCAACUCUAAUCAUAUAUCGAACAUACCUAUAUUUCGUGAAAACGCGUCAGUCCGUAGGCAGAGUUUAAAUUAUCAUCCUAAUAUGCCUCGAUAUUCCAUCGAUUUUUCUGCAUCGCCGCAAAAUCUUAACAAUACGUGUACACACAAUUUACCUCCUAUACCUGCCUAUCCCUCCUAUCCUAAGCUAAAUUCUGAGACUAUAAUAUAUCAAUCAUCUGAUACGCAUUCCAAAUAAAAUAAAAUAGACCAUUCUACGGUUGAUUUAUGAUGACUAAGAUUUGAAAUAUGGAUUUUGAAAA